Molecule: messenger RNA, 2188 nt
Organism: Caenorhabditis sp. 36 PRJEB53466
Lineage: Eukaryota; Metazoa; Nematoda; Chromadorea; Rhabditida; Rhabditidae
Source: the annotation of a GenBank genome assembly
AUGAGGUACGUUCGUCGCGUGAUGACAUCAUUCCGAAAUUCGAACCUGCGUGUAGAAUAAAACUAGAUGUGUCUACGUAACCCCACCAAAAACCCAACAAAGAGUACUUUCUUUCAAAAUCUAGGCCCCAAUGUUUACUGUCUACGUAGACGGAGACAAAAAUUGCGGUAUUGACACGCGAGUUGAUCUCUAACCUUACAGCCAGAUUACUGUAUCACACAAUUGCAGCGAGAUAGUCGCCACUUUACCACAAGGAACACAAGUCGUACUCGAAGCUCAGCUACUCACUUCCGAUGUCGAUCACACCAUCGAAGAGGUUCGGCAGGAGGUCCAACUGCAGCAGAAUGGAGGCCUGUCCUGCGGGGUAAGUUGUAUUCCCUCCGUUUUCGCUCUUUCCAAAAAUAACUCAUUUCUAAUCCUGUACUUUGGAAGACUGAGAAAAACGUCGGCUUUCGAAUGAACUUUUCAAUUUUCGAAAAAUGUUAUUACCACCUUUUGGCCUCAUGUUUUUGUGUUUUUGCUGAAACUGUAGCAGUCGAUGUUUUUCAUUUCAUUUGAUUCCAUUUCAAGCAAAAGCGACGGGUCAACAUGUCAACAAUUUUCAGGGUGCAUCGCGUUCAUCGAAUCGAACACUUUUCUGCCGCAAAUGCGAAGGACACGGCCAGCAGGUAGUGCUGAAGGGGCACGCGAGCCGCUGCCCCUACAACAAUUGCGCGUGCAAGACGUGCACGAAUGUGAUGUCGAUGCGCGCGAACGCCAUCAUCCGCAGAUAUCGGACGAGGACGCUCGAGGGCGGACUCGUCCUCAAGCCGGUCCACUUCAAGAACGGAAACACCCGGCUCCGCGUGUUCCCCAAACAUUUGGAUGGUUAGUUUUACACUUCGAACCUCGUCAUUUCAAAUUAUUCAGUUGUUUCAGAGAAAGACGCCGUCACCAUCAACUUUCCGCACAAAAACGGAAACGGCGUUCCGCAAAUGGACAUGGCAAUGGACAUCGGAGUGUACCACCAGCAGACGUCGCCGCCAGCCACGGCGAUCCCGGAUUCCGGCAACGCUCAGCCGCCGUUCCAGGUGAAACGCAGUCAAUCCGAUCAGGAGCUGGACAGAAAGACGUGCACUCCACUCGUCGAACGCAUCCAACCGCAGCAGUUGCUUCUGGAUCAUUCGCCGCCACCGGUGCCAGUGACCAAUGCACAGGUGCCUCUGAACAUGUUCCCCGAUUUCCAACUCCUCACUCCGGAAACGAUCACCGCCAUCAAGAACUUGUACACAAUCCAGCAACAGCAGACGGACUUCGUGGCCACGACUGCCGCCAACUCGAGCGUCUUCGACAGCGUCUUCGCCGCUCUUUCAAUGUCCAACGGAAUGGCGUACACGACGGCCAGUGACUGCGGCGGCCAGAUGAUGAUGGCCCCGCCGAUCACCACCACCGCCAACAUCAACUUCCAAAUUCCGACGGCGGAGGACGUCGAACGCAAACUUUCGUCCGGCGAGUCGUUCAUCAACCCGGCCGUCUCGCAGUUGAGCGAUCUCAACAUCGCCGUCACCACUAACAGUCCGAUUUGUGCGUCGGAUCUGGCGCCGAAGCUCACGCCGCACAUGUUUGAUAGUGAGUUGAUUUUUAAUGAAUUCGAGUUAGAAAUAGAAAGCGCGUUAUCAGUUGAGUUGGCAGUGAAUUGAUCUAUUUAUGGAAUGUGAAUCUAUCACUGAGGGAUCAGUGAGCAUUGAGCACUCAAUUGCAAGCAUUAGAACACAAUGAUUUUUGAUAAAUAUCAUAGAGAUAGAGGCUGAGCACUUUUUUGCUACCGUAAAUCCUCCGGUGUAUCUCAACUGUUUGUAGAGAUAUCAAAAAGUGGUCAACUGAUAAAAUGUACACAAUUUCUUGAUAAGCAGUUUAGUAGUUGACAACCUUUCCAUAUCUCUACAGGCAGCUGAGAUAUAUUGUUCUGUAUAAAUGGAUACCGUUCUAUCACAGCUUUUAAGUAUUGUCCAUGAUUUCAGCCGCCUGCUCGCUGACCGCCAGCGGAGAUCAAUCACCGCCGGAGAUCAAAAUGAAAGAGAUGAUGCACGAGGCGAUCGGCCUGCACAACCUGCUCAUCUCGGCAGAAGCGCCGUCCUCCACCCACCCCAACUUCAAAAUGUUCCUCGAAUGCGUGUGCAAUCUGGAGAGAGUCAUGCUGUCCCAAUAG